Molecule: messenger RNA, 7323 nt
Organism: Esox lucius (northern pike)
Lineage: Eukaryota; Metazoa; Chordata; Actinopteri; Esociformes; Esocidae
Gene: unc5b
Product: unc-5 netrin receptor B
Exons: 19
Coding region: 770-3646 (958 amino acids)
Biological process (GO): netrin-activated signaling pathway; anterior/posterior axon guidance
Cellular component (GO): membrane
Molecular function (GO): netrin receptor activity; protein binding
Source: RefSeq, a predicted model, not a curated record
GGGUGAUAUUCAAUGAUUGGCUAGGUGGGGAAUGAGAGGCCGGAGGCUUGCAUUUCUGAUCAGUGUUCCUGUUUACGUCUCGCACACCCACGAAGCAAGGACAGCGGACAGGGCUCAGAGGAGUGUAAGGAAGGCUCGGAUUUAGUAACGGCUGGCGGUGGACGCAGCAGAGACGACCACUGCGGAGCAAGCGCCUCACGAGUCCGUAGUUUUGUAAUGUUAAAGCUGGGGAAGUUGACUAGUUUUCAUUUUAGUACUUGAUUUUUUCGUAAUUGCUCCCCGUAAAAGAUAUGAACCUCUGGCUAAUAUGCAAAACUUUCUAAUGACUUGUCCUGUCCGCGCUUCUUUUAUGGCUCCCAUUUUACCCGAACGCUGGAAACUAUAGCUGGAAUAUUGUUCUAUAAAGUUUAUGGUUUUGUUCAUUUGGAGUUAUUGGUGAUAUUUGGGUCUUCUCCACGGACAUACUGCAUUAGAGAACCUCUUAGGCGGAUCGUUUUGAGUUGUUUUUAUUUAUUUAUAUUCCAAAGGAUACAUUCUUAUAUUUAUGUUAGCUAUCCCAUGCUGUCUUGGGCUAUUUAUUUCAAGUAGGGUUACCUAAACUACGUGUGGUCUACCCGAACAAACAUCUGGACUAUAUAUGUAUACUUCUGAGACGUUUUGUCCUUGAGAAAAUCAAUUCAAGUGACAGGGACAUUGAAGAGUAGAGGGGGAACAGCAACGACACCGAGAGCACCUGGGACUUACUGCGUUGGUGGUAUCACAAGUAAACAUGAGUGACCACGGACUCGGUGCCCUGCUGGUUCUUCUAAUUGUCAGUGGAUAUCUCGUCUCCAGCGCUGAGAGCACGGACUAUAGUGAGGUUCUCCCGGAUUCGUUCCCGUCCGCCCCGGCAGAGCCCCUCCCAGAGUUCCAGCUAGAACCCGAGGAUGGGUUCAUUGUGAAGAACCGCCCGGUUCAGCUCCGCUGUAGAGCCUCCCCCGCCACUCAGAUCUACUUCAAAUGCAACGGAGAGUGGGUCAAUCAGAACGACCACGUAACCAGGGAGAGCCUGGACCAGCUCACAGGUCUAGUGGUGAGGGAGGUGGACAUCUCAGUGUCCAGGACCCAGGUGGAAGAGCUCUUUGGGCUGGAGGACUUCUGGUGUCAGUGUGUGGCUUGGAGCUCCGCAGGGACCACAAAGAGCAGCAGAGCCUACGUGCGCAUCGCAUACCUUCGUAAGAACUUUGAGCAGGAGCCACUGGGCCGAGAGGUGAGGUUGGAACAGGAAGUGCUGCUUCAGUGUCGACCUCCUGAGGGCAUGCCCCCUGCUGAGGUUGACUGGUUGAAGAAUGAGGACACUAUAGACCCUGCUCAGGACUCAAACUUUCUGAUGACCAUCGACCAUGACCUGAUCAUUAAACAGGCCCGUCUCUCCGACACGGCCAACUACACCUGCGUGGCUCGGAACCAGGUGGCCAAGAGACGCAGCAGUACCGCUACACUUAUAGUCUAUGUAAGUGGGGGCUGGUCAUCUUGGAGUGAAUGGUCGGAGUGUAAUGCCAGGUGUGGGCGGGGCUGGCAGAGACGGACGCGCAGCUGCACCAACCCUGCGCCUCUAAAUGGAGGAGCCUUCUGCGAGGGUCCGCCUUUCCAGAGAGUCACAUGCACCACUCUGUGUCCAAUGGACGGAGGCUGGACUGAGUGGGCCAAGUGGUCAGCAUGCGGAACAGAGUGCACCCAUUGGAGGAGCAGGGAGUGUCAGGCCCCUCCCCCCCGAAACGGAGGACGCCACUGCAUCGGGAGCAUGAUGGACAGCAAGAACUGCACAGAGGGACUUUGUACACGCAAUAAAAAGGUUUCUAUUGAACAGACCAGUCAUCCGUUGGACCCAGGCAUGGGUGUAGCGGUGUACUCUGGCCUGGUGGGGGCACUCCUGCUGUGUGUGGUGUUAGUGCUGUGUGUGGGUGUGUUGGCGUACCGACGCAGCUGUCGCCAUCUCCACGGUGAUAUCACAGACUCCUCUUCCGCCCUCACCGCAACAUUUAACUACAAACCCCCCAGGCAGGACAACCCCCACCUGCUCCAUCCUUCUGCACCCCCGGACCUGACAGCCACCGCAGGCACCUUCCGGGGUCCACUCUUCUCCCUGCAGCAGGGUGCAAAUGACCCCCACCACAAGAUCCCCAUGACAACCUCUCCCCUACUGGACCCCCUGCCCAAUCUCAAGAUCAAGGUGUACAACUCCUCCACUGUGUCAUCCCUGGAGCUACCAGCAGGUGGCCACGGAGACCCGGAGAUCCUUAGCCUGAAACAUGUGGGCAUGGGCGGUACCUUGGAGAGCACCAUAUCACGGGACAGACUUGACCUUGGCAGAGACGGGCACAGCGGGCACCCCCACAGCGGGCAUCCCCACAGCGGGCAUCAGACGCUGCCCAGGGAGCCUGGCCACAGCACUUCUGCCACCCUGGGCAACCUGGGGGGGCGCCUCACCAUCCCCAACACAGGUGUUAGUCUGCUGGUUCCUCCUGGUGCAAUUGCUCAGGGGAAGUUCUAUGAGAUGUACCUCCUCAUCAACAAAUGGGAGAAAACCACGUUGCCGUCGGAGGGCAGUCAGACGGUGUUGACACCAGUGGUCAGCUGUGGUCCAUCUGGCAUGCUGCUCAGUCACCCCGUGGUCCUCACGCUGCCUCACUGUGCCCAGCUGGACACUCCAACACCGGACUGGACACUGACCCUGAAGACACAGACACACCAGGGGGCAUGGGAGGAGGUGCUGACGCUAGGAGAGGAGAGUCUGUCUUCACCCUGCUACCUUCAGCUAGAGGAGGCUAACUGCCAUGUGGUCAUGGAACAGUUGGGAACCUACUGUCUGGUGGGCCAGUCCUGCCCUCCUCAGCCCGCCUGCAAGAGACUUCAGCUAGCCCUGUUCGCUCCCAGAGCCCCUUGCCUCUCCCUGGAUUACAGCCUCCGGAUUUACUGCACACAGGACAGUCCACAUGCUAUGAAGGAGGUGUUGGAGUUGGAGAGGAGCCUGGGUGGGGUGUUACUGGAAGAGCCUAAACCCCUGCUGUUCAAAGACAGCUACCACAACCUCCGCCUGUCCAUCCACGACAUCCCACAUUCCCACUGGAGGAGCAAACUGCUGGCCAAGUACCAGGAGAUUCCGUUCUAUCACAUCUGGAGUGGCAGCCAGCAGCCCCUCUACUGCACCUUCAGCCUGGAGAGAGGCAGUCUGGCCGUGUCCCAGCUCACCUGCAAGAUCUGCGUUCGUCAGGUGGAAGGAGAGGGACAGAUCUUCCAGCUACACACAGAUAUUCAGGAGACCCUGGCUCCCUGCUCCCCUCUCCCCUCGGGGGGCGGUGGCCUGCCCUCCUCUCAGGUGGGGUCUUAUGCCUUUCGCCUGCCCACCUCCAUAAGGCAGAAGAUCUGUGCCAGUCUGGAUGCCCCCAGCGCUCGCGGCUGUGACUGGCGAAUGUUGGCACAUAGCCUGGGUUUUGACAGGUAUCUGAACUACUUUGCCACAAAGCCAAGCCCCACAGGUGUUCUGUUGGACCUGUGGGAAGCAUCUCACCAAGGCGACGCUGACCUCGUCUCCCUGGCAGCGGCUCUUGAGGAGAUGGGUAAAAGUGAGGUGCUGGUGGUCAUGACGAUGGACGGGGACUGUUGAUUGGUCAAGGAUAAUUAAAAGAGACUGUUUAAUUGGUCAAGGACAAUUAAAGCGCAAGGAUUAAAAAGAGUGGAAGAAACUCUUGUCCACUUCAAGAGAGAAAUAAAAAAUACACCAAUACUUGCCUAUGGAUUAUACGCAUAGAUAAAUACAACUAUGUUUCUAUGGCCUGUAAUAACUCUGAAACCCCAUCUGCGCUCAGUGCUCCCCCAUUAUCAGCUUCUGUAGGCCCAGGGCUCUGCUACCUGUUGCCCAUGUUCAGAAUGAGGCCUACACACCUCGCAGCAAAGUUCCAGCUCUACUGGUGUUGAAUCAUCCCAGUUUCAUUUGUGUGGUGUGAUUCGUGCUAUUUUGAACAGUUCAGAGAUGAACUGUUUAUCUGUACAUGAACACACUGCCUGAAGACCUUCAGAAAGGAAAUAUUAAGAACUUUAAAGCACAGUGACACACCCAAUUACACACAAACACACAGCCAAUUAGACACACACACACACACAGUGAGCAACAGGCAGGGCAAAGCUGUCUGACUCAAACCCCUCAGGACACACCACAGACACACAGACACAAAACAGACAGACAUGCAACAGACAGACAUACAGUCACAGACACAAAUCAGAUAGACAGCCACAGACACAAAACAAACAGACACACAACAGACAGAAAGACCAAGACCGCUUUUCUUUGUCUUUACAAUUACACAAUAUUGGAUCUCUUCAAAUUAGUUUUAUAUAUAUAUAUAUAUAUAUAUAUAUAUAUAUGUAUAUAUAUAUAUAUAUAUAUAUAUAUAUGACAACGAAACGUAGCUAUCAUAUCAGGAAUUAUUUUCUUUAAUCCAACAGUGAUUUCAGUUUCUUUCUUUCAUUUCAUUGUGGGAUGGAACAUUAAAGAUGUUAUGUCUGUUUCUACAGCAGCAGAGGAUCUGUGUUGACAGGAUGUCUAUUGGUGGGGGGGGGUCAAUGGGUCUGUGUUAACCUGUAUGUGUCUCUUGGGUGGGUCAAUUGGUCUGUGUUGACCAGUAUGUGUCUCUUGGGGGGUGGGGUCCAUGGGUCUGUGUUGACCUGUAUGGGUCUCUUGGUGGGGGUCCAUGGGUCUUUGUUGACCUGAAUGUGUCUCUUUGGGGGGGCUGGGGGGGUCCAUAUAAUUAGCAGCUCUCACUGUAGACCACAUAUUAUAAGUGUUAUUAUAAGACAUUAUGAAAGCUUAUACAUGCUUGUGGGUGGGUAAUGUGGCAUUCCAGACUGACUGAUUCUUGGUGUCGACAAAGGCCUCAGCUUUGGCAUGUUGUUUCAGUGCGGCCCAAAGGCCAACCUAUAUAAUUAGUCGGCCACUGGUUUUGACCGGGGACCUUCAGACCGACUGGGGCUGCGACAAGUCACAUUUCACUGGGAUGGUCUCCUCCCUCCAUCACCCUGCUGCGCCUCUCUCCUUCCACUCAUGGCAGGACAGGCUUCUGGUCUCCUGUUCUACGUUUCCCUCUAAGUAGGGAACACUAGUUAUCUUUAAGUUAUCAUCCAUGUUUGUGGAUAGUUAUUUUUCUUCCUGCACACAUAUAACAUGAUGCCAUUUUUGUUACGUUACAAUGACUAGGCUGCUCCCUCAGUUUUGUUUCAUGAUUAUUGAGAGGUUGUGCUCUGCUUUGGUUGCUGUGCUACUACGGAUGACAAUGAAGACCACAGAGCUGUACGACAACAGAGCUGUUGGCCAGAGAGUUGUCUUUGGGUUGUUUCCAGAAGGCCACACCGGAGAACACAAAGCAGGGUAUCUCAGUUGUCGCUGGCUGACUGAUCGUUUUUUAAAUCAGGUGCUCUCCUCAAGACGGUUCUAUCAGUAAAACUGUAAAACAACAAACGGAAAUGCCCAGCGGAACAUGGUGUUCGGAUUCAAUGCUUUGUCGUUCUGUUUCGGUGUCGUUGUGAGGAAGGGAACGAGGACAGAAUUAUUUUGUAUAUUUGCAGGUUAAUGUAGCCUUGAAUUACUUGCAGCAAUGGGCCGUACAUUUUACCUCAAGCGUUUUAUACCUUUUUCAUCUGUUUCCGCCUUUUCACCUCUACUUGACCGCUGUCACGACGUCUCUCCUUCUUUCCGUCAAUAUUCAUUGCCUUGUUUGUUUCUCCAGUUGGUUUAUAUUUGUCAGUCUCUUUCUUCUUCACUGUCUUAUUAUACACACAUUUUAACCGGCCUGUUUCUGUUGAUGGUCUUCUUGUUACUUCAUGCAUCUUCAGAAUAUUGUGGUCCCAAUAGUUCCUGUCUGAGGGCACAGCAGGAUGUCUAGAUGCAGUCCUCAUUAAGGAGGAUUUUAUACUCCAGCCUCUGUUAUGAUUACUAUCACUAGAAGACAAAGUGUUAAACUCAUAAGUAUCCCAAAUGGCACUCCAUUUCCUAUAUAGUACACUUCUUUGAAGUUCAUUGGCCUUGGUCAAAAGGAGUACACACACAACAGUGACUAGUAAGGAGCCAUUUUGGAUGCACCAGAACUCUGUAUGCCCGGCGGUGCACUGAUUUUCCCAUGUUUCAUAUUCGACAGAACAGUGAAACGCUGAUGUUGUGCAAAUGGACAGAACUGAAAAUAAUUGGUUGAAUAUGUCCGUCUUACUCAACAGUCCUGUUACCUCUCUGCCUCAGAUCUUAACAGUCCUGUGUCAUUUCUCGUUGUUCAUUAGCUACAGUGCUAUGCAAGUACAAACAAAAAAAAAUUGUGAAUUACAGGAUUUUCUUUGUUCCAAUCUCGGAAAGAGUAUGUCUAUUUUUUCAGUGACAGUUAAGAUCAGGGUGUGUACAUUCGCACUAAGAGGUGUAAUAAUUAUGUUUAAAACACCUGUUGCUUCUAGGGCUGGGACGGUAUUGCAAUACUUCUUAGUAUCGUAUGUAACGUCUUCAGGAAAGCAACCCUGAUGUCAGAAACAUCAUUAUGUGGCUGUCGAUAGUCAAAUGUAUUUAUUUUCUGCUGCAAACAGCAUUAUAUUUCAUAUACAGCAGGUUUAAACGAGCUGAGGAGUUUGGUAUGCAAUGUGUUUUCAUUUUUGCCAAGGCGAUUUUGGUAUCGUCACAGCCCUGGUUGUUUCAGUGUGGCUUCUCUGUGUUUAAGUAAUUGUAGCUAACUGGAUCAGACGCCCUGGAAUACGGGGCUAUGGCAAGCAACAAUGGACACCACUGCCCUGUAUCGCACACUCUGGGGAAGAAUAAAAACGAUGAUGAUGAGAGAAUUAGGACAACGAUGAACAUAAAGACUUUGCUCAUACCCUUUAGGAUCGUGUUCAACAGAAUAAGACAACUUGAACAAUGGCCAUGAAACUUCUGAACUCCUCUCUCUCCUUAGGCUUGGACUGUGUGAUGCCGAGGUGAGGUUGGCUAACAGUUAAGGUGUUAAAAGAGGCCACUGUGUUUCUUUCUUACAGGAUGCUAUGUAAUGUAUUCACUGGAAUGUCAUUCGUCUUUUCCCAUGACCCGGGAAACACAUGACAUUCAAAGGCUUAGGUCGGACUUACCCACAAUGCCGUUCAGUCAAAGAGAGAAUAUGAACACCUGCUUAAUUUGCUAUGAAGAAAAACACAAUUCAGAGAGAAAUUUGUUUUCAUUUAACUCUGUAAACUACCAGUUGUAAAUAAGUGUCUAGCCUUCUUACCUGUAACUAAAUAUAAUUUUUAUGCAAUAAAUUAUAUUUCCUAGUUUAACAAGUA